Molecule: messenger RNA, 3579 nt
Organism: Haliotis rufescens (red abalone)
Lineage: Eukaryota; Metazoa; Mollusca; Gastropoda; Lepetellida; Haliotidae
Product: sodium/glucose cotransporter 4-like
Exons: 16
Coding region: 260-2290 (676 amino acids)
Biological process (GO): transmembrane transport
Cellular component (GO): plasma membrane
Molecular function (GO): D-glucose:sodium symporter activity
Source: RefSeq, a predicted model, not a curated record
UCUGGAAUGCACAUUGCCACGAAACACACCAUAGGUCUCCACACUGACAGCUUCCAACAUUCUCACCAGCGUGCUGCACAUGUGUGCGUUUCAUGAGCCUUCAGCGUUGAAUAAGGAUGCAGUGACGGUACAGUUUGACGACUGGCGCCAAGUUGGCUUGAGAACAUCGGUGAAUCUUAUCUUCAGAACAACCGAAAGGACAAAGUACUUGAAGUUUACCAAAACGUAAGUCCACCAAUUAUUGCCCAUCUGAAGAAAGAUGCCAGAACAACUUCAAACCGGGGAUUAUGCGGCAGUGGGCGGGUACUUCGUGCUGGUGUUGGGCGUAGGAAUAUGGUCCAGCUUACGACGUGGUAAAAACAGUGCGGAGGGCUACUUCCUUGCCGGGAAACACAUGACAUGGCUUCCGAUAGGGGCAUCACUGUUCGCAAGCAAUGUUGGUGCUCCCAUGUUCAUUGGCUUAGCAGGCGCCGGGGCUGCAUCCGGGUACUCAGUUGUGGUUUACGAAUGGAUAGCAUCUUUCCUGCUGAUUAGUCUUGGAUGGUUUUUCGUUCCUGUUUUUGUCGCCAGUGGGGCCUACACUAUGCCUGAAUAUCUGAAGAAGCGGUUCGGAGGAGUUCGUCUCAGAAUCUGUCUCUCCAUCCUUGGGCUGUUCCUGUACAUCGUUACGAAGAUAUCGAUUGAAAUCUACUGCGGGGCUGUGUUCAUGCAGCUACUUCUUGGCUGGAAUCUCUACAUGUGCAUCAUUGGCAUACUGGCCGUUACAGCUCUAUAUACAGUCAUAGGCGGUCUCGUUGCAGUUAUGUACACCGACACAUUACAAACAUUUAUAAUCUUAAUAGGAGCCUUUAUUCUGACAUUCAAAGGCUUCCAACAAAUCAACGGCUUCGGGGGUUUAGAAGAAGGUUUUUUGACUGCUGUCUCCAACACAACUAAGACUAACGCCACUCACUACACCUGUGCUCUUCCCCCGAAGGACUCUUUGCACAUCUGGAGAGAUCCUGUGGAUGGGGACAUUCCAUGGCCAGGGGCUGUCUUUGGCCUAACCAUCAUAGCUGCGUGGGUGUGGUGCACUGAUCAGUUGAUGGUCCAGCGAGCGCUCUCAGCUAAGAACAUCAGUCAUGCUAAAGGUGGAUCCCUGUUUGCCGGAGCAUUGAAGAUAUUACCUUUCUUCCUCUGGAUUAUUCCAGGGAUGAUAAGUCGCAUCCUCUACCCAGAUGAAAUAGCAUGUUCUACUCCUGAGCGAUGUUACGAAGUAUGUCGGAACAGAGCUGGAUGUACGAAUAUCGCCUACCCUCUCUUGGUGCUGAGGCUAUUGCCGGAAGGUCUCCGAGGUCUGAUGCUUGCUGCUCUGCUUGCUGCCCUCAUGAGCUCACUGACCUCCAUCUUCAACAGUGCAAGUAGCAUGUUCACGAUGGACGUCUGGCCUCGGAUCAGAAAGAAGCCCUCGGAGAAUGAACUGAUGAUAGUUGGACGAGUAGCAGUGCUCGCCUGUACAGCAAUAGGCAUACUGUGGUUACCAAUCUUGCAGCAAGCCCAGGGAGGGCAGCUGUGGGGGUACUUGCAGUCAGUAACGGCUUACACUGCUCCUCCUUGGCAGACAGUAUUCAUGUUUGCUCUACUGUGGAGACGGACAUCUGAACAGGGUGCCUUCUGGGGUUUGAUCGCGGGGCUGGUUGUUGGGAUAAUCCGCAUGGUCGUGGACUUCACACACCCAGCCCCUUACUGUGGCAGUGAAGAGGAAGACACUCGCCCGGGAGUUUUGAAGCAUGUGCAUUUCCUCUACUUCGCCAUGAUCUCGGCUGCUGUUACUUCAGUAGUCAUCGUCCUUGUCAGUCUGUGCACGGAGCCCAGAUCAGAAGUUCAGAUUGGGCGCACUACGUGGUGGACACGCCACAACGCUGAUCCAGACUUGGACCUAGAGAAAGGAGAAGGUGACAUCAAUUUAGAGAAGGUAAACGACAGUGAUGACAACGAAGACAACGAUUUUGAGAAGAUAGAGGAAAAUGGUGACGCCAUAACUGACGAAAAUAUGAAAUCAGCCGAGGUAGAAGACGGCCAGUUUGACACUGAGGUGCACCGGAAAGGUAAGGCAAUAUGCAAAGCUAUUGCGAUGUGGAUGUGCGGGAUGACCCAGAGGAAGUCCCGGAUCCUGUCACCCUAUGAACGAGCAGCCAUACAGAAGCGAUUUACCAGUUUGGAAGAAAAUGAGACAACAAAAGCUGUGUUGAAUAUUAGCGCCAUUGGACUUUCAAUGCUGACUGCCUUUCUCUUUGGUUAUUACAGUUAAAAAAAGUAUCUUUUUUAUGCAAAUCAUUAAAUGUAUUAAUCAUAUGUAAUAAGAUGAGUCGUUCAUGAACUGUUUCAUCAGCUGCAAUGUGUUUGCUCAAAUUAAAGCUUUGUCGCUACUAUUAGAUUUGACAACCGCAGCCAUGGAUACUUCACACCUGACAUAUGAUUUGGGGACAUUGAAGGCCAAGGUCAAUUGGUAUGAUCAAGGCAUCGAAAAGUUGAACUUGAGAAUUAAUGAUUGGAAUUUGAUGACACUUGGUUUACAUGACCUCCAAGGCGGGUUCCGACAGCAUCAACUUUUGGUCGACCGCUGUGUAAGGUCAAGGUCACCGUAGGACAAAUGAUUGAACAUCGCUUAAAUUUUGUGGAUAGGUCACUGUACACCUUUUUUGAACUUGGGAAAUUUGAUUUUAAUUCAUGAAAAUAAUAACAAAACAGUUUUCAAUGAUAAAUAAUACAUAAUCACUUUCUUCUAUACUCAUACUAUAUUUCAAUCACCACACGUGUAAUUUCUUUUACUGCAUUGGUCUUAUGUUGUCAUGGAAUUUGGAGUUUGCAUAACUGUGUUGUAAAGGUAGCUACAGGCAUGCAUUUGUUUGUUUUAUAUUACAUUAUCCGUAUUGUUGUCAUUAAACCGGUGGUGCCUAAGGUAGACAGAGGCAUGGACCGAUCUCUUUCAAAGUUGAACUGCAUUGGGCAUUUAUUUUCUGAAAACGGCAGUGGUGUUAUUUUACUAGAAGUGUUUAUCACUUUGUCAUGAAUGUAGCUAGAGGCAAUGGACUUUCUGUUUCUACGUUGUACUGCAUUUGACAUCUGUUUACUUAAAUCCGGAAGUGAUGUAAUUAAACCGGAAGGGCUUAUAACUUGUUUGGGGUGGCUAUAUGGCAUAUGUUUAAAUUGUACUUCAUUUUGACAACAUUAGGGAUCAAAGAUGAAUAUAGAUGGAUGUUGGUUCCAUCUUUGUUCAUGAUACAUGUUUCUGUUGGGAAAGCUUUGGGGCACUCAAAGGUGGUGAUGGGGCUUUCUGUUCUUUUGCGUGUAAUGCGUACACUUUUGUAUACUUUAGUCUCUUGGACUCAAAAGGAUACGUCAGAUGGGUACAGUGUUCCCGUGGUUAGCGGGAGCAAUGUAAGAAACAAUUUUAACCACAAACAUGAUCUAACGUUUAAUACUUGCAUCACAAUGUGCCUCCCUAUAGACAUUGAAACUCUACCUGUUACUUUUGUCAUGUGAUCAGAGUGAGUGAGUGAGUGAGUGAGUGAGUUGGGUUUAACGCCGCUUUUGACA